Molecule: messenger RNA, 2523 nt
Organism: Malurus melanocephalus (red-backed fairy wren)
Lineage: Eukaryota; Metazoa; Chordata; Aves; Passeriformes; Maluridae
Gene: TRIM7
Product: tripartite motif containing 7
Exons: 8
Coding region: 77-1510 (477 amino acids)
Molecular function (GO): protein binding; zinc ion binding
Source: RefSeq, a predicted model, not a curated record
GACGCAAAAUUCGGGGCGAUUCGGGCGAUUUGACMGGACGCCCCUUUCCGACGCCUCCGCUCCGAGGAGAGAGGCCAUGGCAGCCGUGUUCCUGCCCGGAAACCUCCAGGACGAGGCCACUUGCUCCGUGUGCCUGGAGUUCUUCAAGGACCCCGUGUCCAUCGAGUGCGGGCACAACUUCUGCCGGGCGUGCAUCGUCAAGAGCUGGAAGGACCUGGAGAUGGAUUUCCCGUGCCCGCAGUGCCGGGAGGUUUUCCACCAGAAAAGCUUCCGCCCCAACCGGCAGCUGGCGAACAUGUCCGAGAUCAUCAGCCAGUUCACGCUGCGCGGGGCCAAGGGCGCCGAGGAGGACGCGCUCUGUCCCAAGCACCGCGAGGCGCUGAAGCUCUACUGCAAGGACGACCGCAGGAGCAUCUGCGUGGUGUGCGACAGGUCCCGGGAGCACCGGCCCCACGCUGUCGUGCCCGUGGACGAGGCGUCCGAGGAGUACAAGGAGAAAAUCCAGGGGCGCUUGGAUUUCCUGAGGAAGGAGCGGCAGGAGCUGCUGGAGUUCAAAGUGAACGAUGAUAAGAAAACCCAGGAGUUGUUGAAAACCAUCGAGAGUGAGCGGCAGAAACUGCUCUCGGAGUUUGAGCGGCUGCGGCAGUUCCUGCAUGACCAGGAGAACAUCCUGCUGGGGCAGCUGGAGAAGAUGGAGAAGAACAUCUCCAAGAGGCAGAAUGAGAACAUCACCGACCUCUCCAAGGAGAUCACGCUCCUCAACAAGCUCAUCACUGAGCUGGAGGAGAAAAUCCAGCAGCCCAUGCUUGAGUUCCUCAAGGAUGUGAUGGGCAUCAUAAGCAGGAGUGAUGAUGUGAAGUGCCACAAGCCCAUCCCCGUCUGCACCGACAUGAAGAUGCACAUCUGCAACUUCUCCCUCAAGACCGUCAUCCUUGAGAAAGUCUUGAAGAAAUUCCGAGAACAACUGCAGGAUGAACUGGGAAGAGGUGAAAAAGAGGACCUGACCCUGGACCCCGACUCGGCCAACCACCUGCUGAUCCUCUCUGCUGACCUCAAGAGCGUCCGGAUGGGCUGCAGGAAACAGGAGCUGCCUGACAACCCCAAGCGCUUCGACACCAACUCGCGGGUCCUGGCCACCACGGGCUUCGCGUCGGGGCGGCACUACUGGGAGGUGGAGGUGGGGCCCUCGGACGGCUGGGCCUUCGGCGUGGCCAGGGAGUCCAUCCGCAGGAAGGGGCUGACGCAGUUCUCCCCCGAGGAGGGGAUUUGGGCCGUGCAGCAGAACGGGGGCCGCUACUGGGCCGUCACCUCGCCCCAGCGCACCCCGCUGUGCCUCAGCCACAAGCUCAGCCGGGUCCGCGUGUACCUGGACUACGAGGGCGAGGAGGUUUCCUUCUAUGACGCCGAGAACAUGCAGCACAUCUUCACCUUCAAUGUGGCCUUCCAGGAGAAGGUGUUCCCCCUCUUUUCAGUCUGUUCCACCGUCACCUACAUCAAACUGUGCCCCUGAUGUGCCUCGGGGAGCGCUGGGAAAGGGCCUGGGCCCUGGACAAGCUCAAAGGCUCAAAUCAGCCUGGCUGGUGGGACGUGGGCUGGGGGACGGGAAACCACGUGGUCAGAGGAGCAUCACGAGGAGGGUCCUCAGAGCAGUGGAACCAGGGAGAUGUCCAGUGGUCCCCAGAAACUGUGAUUGCCAGCUUAAAGUUGUGGUCACCAGUUGGAAGGUUGUGGUCACCAACUCAAAGAUUUUGGCCACCAACUGAAACCCAGCCCUGGACCAGCUUAGUCGGUGGGCGAGAAGGAGCCCUCCGGAUGUUGGUCAUGGCUCUGAGUCUGACCCAGAUGGGGGUUYAAGGAUCAAUGUGAAUCUCUGGAGUGUCUCCUCCACCCCUUUGGAAGCACCAAUGGCUGGGAAAUGGAAUAUUUAUGGGGUGAAUGACCUGUGGGAAAGGUGGGAUUGAGCAGGAAUCCUCAGGCAUCCAUUCAAGGCAAAGUACCCCUGGUUGGCCAUGUGAAAUCCAGCCAGGUAUUUUCUGUUUUCUUCUCCCACCUGGGGUAAUAAUUGUCCCCCAAAAGCUGUUUCUGGAAUGUCAUCAGAGCUGCCCGAACUAUCCCAGGUGACCACUGGCCACCAGGUCUGACCUGUCCAGCGYGGAAGGGGUGCUGUGGGGUUUUGGCUGCUCUCCCUGUUUGGUUCUCCACACACGGCUCCUCUGGAAAAGGUUAAAAGGUGCUUUUUUUUAGUGAUUGUCCUGAGCAAGACAUACUUUUGUCCCUGUGGUGCUCCUGUGCCUAGGCCUCUGUGUGGACAAAUGUCCCCAAAACACCCCUUGUGGUUCUCGUGUUUUGCAUGGAUUAUGGUGCUGAAUCUCGUGUUUCCUCAGGUUCUCAGCAAAAUCCCCUGCUCAUGCUCAUUUCUCGUUGCUUUUUGCCUGGAAGCUCUCGGUUUGCCAAGGAGCUCACGCUGAACUUGCUUUUGCUUCGUCCACUCCGGUUUUGCAAAAAAAAAAAAAAAAUAAAAAG